Messenger RNA from Myotis davidii, 722 nucleotides. RefSeq names its product defensin beta 123 (gene DEFB123). Gene Ontology annotation, biological process: innate immune response. The transcript is spliced from 2 exons. The record is from RefSeq and is a predicted model, not a curated record. NCBI's taxonomy places the organism in Eukaryota, Metazoa, Chordata, Mammalia, Chiroptera, Vespertilionidae. Bases 223 to 426 code for a protein of 67 amino acids. Gene Ontology annotation, cellular component: extracellular region.
CUGCUGACCUAAAUGACGAAAGGCGGCGUGCCAGCUGAGUGCGUGGCUGCACACUGUGGCUCAGGGGGCGCGGGGGCUGUGCCCGUGGGCAGCUGAGGGCACGUGUGGGUGGCAGCUGUUCCGAUUAGUCAAAGGGAGCGCAAGCCGGGGAGGCCGGAUCUCUCCCCCAUUAGCUUUGCCAUCGCCUGAGACUUGCAGCUCCACCUUGGGCCACUUCCAGCCAUGAAGCUCCUUUUGCUGACUGUGACUGCACUGCUGCUCUUGUCCCAGCUCACUCCAGGUGGCACCCAAAAAUGCUGGAAUCUUCUUGGCAAAUGCCGCCACACAUGCUUCAAAAAGGAAAGGAUCUAUGUUUACUGCACAAAUAGUAAACCGUGCUGUGUGAAGCCCAAGUAUCACCCAAAACAACAUCCCUGGUUAUUUUGAGUUCUCUGAAGCCUAAAGCCAUAAAAAUACAGAUGAAGCUAUCCUGAGUCUGAACCCCAAAGAUUCCUGAAUUCUAUCAAUAAACACCUCUGGCUGAUUCCUGUGUUAGCCUGUCACUCCACCUUGCCCCUAGCCUACAUCACAAUACCUGUUACUAUUUCAAACAAAAGAAGUUCAAAGUUUUCAUGCAGAAAAUUAGAAGCCCUUAUAGAAAGCCUAAAUUAAUAGAGAGAUAUACCAUGUUCAUGAAUUAGAAGACUCAAUAUCUUAGAGAUGUCAAUUCUAUACCAAUUGUU